This is a messenger RNA of Durusdinium trenchii, 1403 nucleotides long. NCBI's taxonomy places the organism in Eukaryota, Dinophyceae, Suessiales, Symbiodiniaceae. The record is from the annotation of a GenBank genome assembly.
CUAAAGGGGAACCUUUGAAUAUAUGUUUCGUAUUCGUUUGAUAGGGUUUUAAUAAGGAAACCUAGAGCUUUUGGCCAGCCAAUGUUUUUGGACAUUUGAUGGGCAAAGAUUAAUACUAAAGCUUCCACAAAAGAAAGAAAAAGAAGAAGAAGAUAGGAGACCUUAAAAUAAUCUUGGCUACAAACAUGGCGCAGUUAAAAGUAGUACUGUAUUGCAAAAUCCUGGCAGGCCAAAAAGCUGAUAAUUAUUGCUUCAUGGUUCAUAAAUGACAUGUUAACAUUAAACCCACUCGUGUGGUGGGUCAUAAUACAUCGAUUGACAGCAACCCAAAUUCCAUUCCGGAGGCAGUCCGCAGGUGCUCGAGAACGGUCUCCACUGUUUCCAGUUUGCCCCAGUUGGGGGAGACUCGCAUGUGGGGGGGGCGCAUGAGGGAGCCGCACAUGGUUCUCAAACUGCUAUUGUUACCCCUUUGGCGUGGAUGAAUUCCACAGCUCCAGGAGCUCAGCUCGGAGACAUUUGGGUCUUGGGAGAUCUCUACUCCUUGCAGCAGCAAUUGGGAGGGGCAACUAUUGAUCUCGCCCCACGCGCGGCGAGCAUGGAGAGGGGUGACUGAAUGUGACUGAUGCGAUCGCAGUCGAGCCACUUCGGCCGACGACGAGAUCAACCGACCUGUCUUAGAUAGCUCCUGCUGACCUUCACAACCUGAUUCCGCAAGACAUCGAAUCAGCAGAUUGGCACUUUGAUGAUGGAACCAUUUUGACAUAUUUUGCACAAGACGUGCGCUAAGUAUAUACUAUUAUUGCAUAUGUCAGCGAGAGGCUUUGCUUUGGCAUGCUUUGGCUGGACUGAUUGACGGCGGCCUAGAGCGACGAUGAUCUUCCUUGUGAGCCAGACAAUUUCAGCCUACCGCCAUCUACCGCCACUUGCUGGUGCAUGCGCAGCUUUUGCUGGGCCAGCAUGCGUGUUUUCGGGCGAAGGCAGACAGUGAGGAGGGAGCCAAAUGAGGUGCUCAGCGAUUCCUCAGGCGAGCGACGUCUCGGAGGAGCCGGACCCCGCGCGAGUGGCCCGGAGCGAGGUGUGGCACAAGCCGACAAGUGGGAGGCCAUGGCGCAAGAAUUGAGCUGCUUGGAAGAUGGCCCUGCCAUGAGAUGGACCUCAGACCCCGCUGCGCCAACUCGCCCAACCGCCAACCGUUCAGUCGCCGAGCUGCUGCCGGGCCUGCCGAGGAGGAGGAGUGUGCGCUCAGUAAGUGACACUAGCUCCUCUAGCAGCUCGUCCAGCAGUUCUGCUUCGCCCACGGGACAGCGGAGCGGCGCCAGUAGCGGCGCCAGCGGUGGUGGUGCCACCAGCCGCGUGUGAAGAGACAGGGUGACAGGUAGAGAGGAGCCAGUGCAGGGCUGUCG